Messenger RNA from Lycium barbarum (goji berry), 1089 nucleotides. RefSeq names its product probable aquaporin TIP5-1. The record is from RefSeq and is a predicted model, not a curated record. Lineage: Eukaryota; Viridiplantae; Streptophyta; Magnoliopsida; Solanales; Solanaceae. Gene Ontology annotation, molecular function: water channel activity. Gene Ontology annotation, biological process: water transport; transmembrane transport. Bases 142 to 912 code for a protein of 256 amino acids. Gene Ontology annotation, cellular component: membrane. The transcript has 3 exons.
UGCAACUCCUCUCAAAAUUCUAUAUAUAAACUAUUGGAAACCGCUCAACUGUCUGCUAAACGAUUUCAUUCUGUCUUUUUCUUUGAGAAAAAAGAGGAUUAGAGCAAUAUUGAAUUCAACAUCUUCUCUUAAUUCUUCUUUAUGAAAUCACCAUUAAUGGCCACACUUGCUUCCCGCUUGCAACACUCUGUCACUCCCAAUGCCCUCCGAUCAUAUGUAGCUGAGUUUCUCUCCACUUUCUUUUUCGUCUUCGCUGCUGCCGGCGCCACCAUGUCUACCCGGAAAAUGAUGCCUGAUGCGACAUCAGAUCCAUCUAGUCUAGUGGCAGUUGCAGUAGCAAAUGCAUUUGCGUUGUUCGUGGCAGUGUAUAUAUCAGCCAAUAUAUCCGGAGGCCAUGUGAAUCCGGCUGUGACGUUCGGCAUGGCUAUUGGAGGCCAUAUAAGUAUUCCCAUGUCUAUAUUCUACUGGAUUUCUCAGAUGCUUGGGUCUGUCAUGGCUUGUCUUCUUCUCAAAUUCACUAACCAGCAAAUUCCAACACAUGGAAUUCCUCAAGACAUGACUGGUUUUGGAGGAGCAGUACUCGAAGGCGUAAUGACAUUUGGUUUAGUGUACACAGUUUAUGCAGCUGCUGAUCCUAGACGUUGCAUCCACGCAGCAAUAGGGCCAUUGGCAGUUGGCCUUAUUGUUGGAGCAAAUGUCAUGGCUUCAGGCCCAUUUACUGGGGGAUCAAUGAACCCUGCUUACUCAUUUGGCUCUGCUGUUGUCAAAGGCAGCUUCAAGAAUCAAGCAGUGUACUGGAUUGGACCUUUCAUUGGUGCAGCCAUAGCUGGGCUUGUGUAUGAUAAUGUGGUUUUCCCUGCACAAGUGACUGAGUCUUUGAUGGGAAUAGGUGGUGGGAUUACUGUUGUUUAAGUGCUGCAGUUUUUAGUUGCUUUUGUUGUAUUACGUAUUCAUAGUCUGUAAAAUAGAAUGUCACCUUUUCUUUUGUAGAACAUCAAAGUGCUUAAUCAUAGUCUAGUUAGUUGUUUUAGUGGCAAAUUAAGAUUAUUCAAGACUUCUUUUUUUGUUAUAUUAAUGUCAAUUUAAAGA